GAGAAAAUGCGGAGAUGAAGCUGCUUUCAGCGUCCUCGUUGUAGACUCGGUCAGUGACCGAAAAAGAAGCGUUUUCUUUCAACUAAGUUUGUAUAGCCACAUGCAAAUAGCUGCCCAGUAACCAUUUUGCUUUUCUACCACUUACCACCGCUCCGUUCACUCGUUUACUCCCUCCCUUUCCUUUCACAAUGCCGGGUUUCAUGGCAUUCCCUCUCUUUUUUUCGUUCUUUCUUGCUAUUUUUUCGGCUAUUGGAGUUGGUGCGUCAGAAACACACACCAUAAAGUUUAUCAACCAAUGUGGUCACGGAACCCCAUGCUUGGUUGAGAAUGGUCGCAACGUAUCUACUGGACAGGACUACGUUGUCGAUGGCCUAUUUUCCGGAAUCGCAUACUUACAGACCGGACAGUGUGACACUAAUGGCGAAGAGUGCACGCUAGUCGAGAUGAACCUGGUCAACCCGACCUGUCCGGGGUGUGGCUCUAGCGUUGAUAUCUCACUCAUUGACCCCCAUCGUUUCAACGUGGAAGCUUCUUUUGCGUAUUACAACGGAUGCGACGGACUUGGAGCCGAUUGUGAUGGCCCGAACUGCGCCGUAGCUUUCUAUGCCCCAGAAGACUGGUAUGCCCAACGUCAAUGUGAAGCUGAUAAUGUGAACCUCCUCAUUGCAUUUUGUGCCGACGCAUCCGAUAUUAUAUCGGGCGGGAGUGUCCCUUCCUCGGCCCCUUCGAGCUCCACCAUCUCGAGCGCCUCUUUGCCAUCAACUACUGCGACAUCGACAGUGACAACUCUAUCAAGCCCUGGCACCUCGCUGAAGAAUUUACCUACCACCACCCAUGUCAAUGCCGCAGCAUCCUCCACUGGUACCAGUUACCCAUCCUCUACCCCGAAAAAAUGUCGGAGGCAGCUAAACAGCACUGGUACUAUUGCAAAGCGCGAACCUACGGGACUCGUGUCGAGGAUACACCGCCAGCGUCGGUCCUUCUGAGGAUGCACUCUGCUCAUCCCCUGGUCUUUUUUACAGUUAUUGAUUAACUGCUAGCGAAAUUGCUAUAUGCUUUGUGCAGAAUGCCUUCAUAUUCUGAUGCUUUUUAUACCCAGUCUUUUUCAGCAUUCACGCAUGCGUGAAUUCCAUUAUUCGGGUGGACGGCCCUGGUGGCAUUCUAGAUGUUGCUUUCUUCUCGAUCAUGUAACCGGUCUUACCUUCCCCAGUACUACCGUUGAUGUA
Molecule: messenger RNA, 1226 nt
Organism: Suillus bovinus
Lineage: Eukaryota; Fungi; Basidiomycota; Agaricomycetes; Boletales; Suillaceae
Exons: 9
Coding region: 189-986 (265 amino acids)
Source: RefSeq, a predicted model, not a curated record